Molecule: messenger RNA, 933 nt
Organism: Rhagoletis pomonella (apple maggot)
Lineage: Eukaryota; Metazoa; Arthropoda; Insecta; Diptera; Tephritidae
Exons: 6
Coding region: 136-774 (212 amino acids)
Source: RefSeq, a predicted model, not a curated record
UCUUUUCUUUUGUCGGUUUCAGCUAACCAACCACCUCUAAAAAGAAAGCGUUUUUUCACAAAAAACGAUUUCAAUAAUGCAACCGAAAAUAAACAGAGUACGAGUACCAGUGCAAAUAUCUCAAAUGAGGAAAUUAUGGAAACCUUGAAAGUGGUCCUAAAAACCCAAAAUGAAUUGAUAGAAGGCAUAAAUAUAAUUAACCAUAAUCAAACCACCAUUGUUCAAAACCAAAUCCAAAUCUCCGAGGUAUUGGAACAGGUUCAGCAAAACGCCGUUAAUAAAAGUGAAAUGGAAGCGCAAAAUAUGAUGUUACGAGAAUGCAAGGUGGUAGCAAAGAAGAUUGAGAGGUCGGUUUGUCGAAUGACUGGAGAAAUUUCUGACAAAAAUUUAGAUGACAUCGCCAGUUCUCUGCCACUGCAGUCCGAUUGCGCUGUGGAUUUAAUGGAAACCAAGUUACGAGAUCCAGAGUAUGCACAAGCCAUGGCCACAUAUAUCAUAAAAUUAAAAGGUGUGUCUGAGGACGUAGGCAGCGUCAUUAAACACUUAUUUACGGACGAAACAUUGCUGCAAUUCAACUGGGACGGAAGAUGGGAGAGAAAACCCCUGAACAAACUCAUACUGGUUGACACAAUCCUACGAGAUGCAUAUAACAAGAAAGGUGCAGUUGAGUUGGAAAAGGAUAUCAAAAAGGCAGUUGAGCUGAGCCAUCACCGCUUACGCCAAACAAAUUUUUUAACAAAAAAAUCAAAAAACACAUCAUCUGGAAAUCUAUAAUUUUAAGAUUAUUUAAUAUUAGAUUUAAGUACGUACAUAUGAACGCUAGUGUCAGAAAUAAUAUGAACGCCUUAUUUUGACUAAUUUUUCGCUAAAUUACCUUUGUUUUUUAAUGUUUAAUGCUUAUUUAAUAUUCAAUGUUUAUUUAAUGUUCGAUGU